UUCUCCCCCAAAUGGAUACACAUUUGAAAAACGUAUUGGAAAGGAAGGAUUUGGCAAAGUAUAUUUAGCGAAAAAAAACAACAUUACUGGGCAGUCAAAACAGUGUCGAAUCAAAAUUCAGAAUCGCACGCUAAACUCUUCAUUGACGAAUGCAAUCUUCUAAACAAGUUAUCACAUCCGAAUAUUAUCACUUGUCUUGGUUUGAUUAACGCCACUGAUUGAAUAUCUUCUACGUUGUAUCUGUUCAUGGAAUUUAUGGACAAGGGAUCACUAAAAGAAUUAUGCAAUCGAGUUGGUUGUAUCAGUGACAGCGAUGCAAAAUAUAUCACCAGGGAGAUUUUAUACGGUAUUUCGUAUCUCCAUUUGCAUGGUAUUGUUCACAGGGAUAUCAAAGCAGAUAACGUAGUAAUUGAUUCAUUUAGUAGGGUAAAAAUAAGUGAUUUUGGUAUAACAAAGCAACCUUGUUUUUAUGGAGGAGUAUUUGGAUUACAGACACAAAUGAUCGGUACACCAUCACAUAUGGCACCAGAAAUUCGAGGUCUUGGUUUUCCAAAUGUAUUAUAUGGAUUUCCUGCAGAUAUAUGGAGCCUAGCUUGUACUGUCAUAGAAAUUAUAACAGGAUUUCCUCCGCAGUCUGAAAAUUAUUUUAAUUCCAUUUUUAUUGGAGUUCAAUGUGGGUAUUGUUCCAUUGAUGCUUAUCGACCAACAUUUAGUACAGAUGCAUGCUGGCUCUUUAUAAAGUAUGCACUUCACCCGAAUCAAAUAGUCCGCCCAAGUGCUCAAUCAUUGUUAUGUCAUCCAUGGAUAACGAUGGUGAUGGUUCUUUGAUGAUGAUAUUGCAAGCAAACUCAUUAUUUUUCACUCAGAUAUUGUGUUUACAGAAUAAAUAUGCUAAAUUUAUAGGUCAUAUCGGGAGUAUCAUACAUGUACAUGUUGUGCAUUCUAAGACUUUGAAAUAUAAUUCUGUUAUUUUUAGUGAAAUGUGAUCAAAUGGUUGCAAGCAUUAUUGAAUAUCAGAAGUGAAAAUGAAAUAAUAUAGAAAUUUUUAUUGCACAGUCUUUUGAAAUCCAUGGAAUUUAAAUUAGUUUUCACGCAGAUAGUGUUAUAGUUAGGUUAUCCAUGUAUAUAAGAACAAUUGGAACAUUAUAUCAUUGGUCUCGGACUUGUGUUGAAUGACAGAUGAUGAUAUUUCAUGGAUUCGAUCUAUUCUUAUAUCAAAAUACUAAUAUGCUGAACUGAAGUUAUUUUAUAUAACGUUAGAUAAACCUAUACCGAACUAGUGAUGCUUGCAGUUUACUAGCCAAAACAAAACCACGCAGAACUAUAACAUUUUGUUACUUAAUACCUACAGACGAUUUGUGGACUAGACUGUAUAUACCAGAACUUUUAAUUUGUAUGAACAAUCUAACCUGAUGUUGCUUAUAGAGUUCGACAUAUAGGACCCUAAAACUUAACUUCAAAAUGGCGGUAUGGUGUGUGACAUCGAUUAUGGUGUUUUGUUAACUAUUGUGUUUUUAUAAUUACUGAUAUCAUAAUUGUUAUUGUUUUAUGCAUUUGAAUUUUAGAAGAUCAACAAUUUCUAAAAGCAUUGACAAAUAAUAUAGUUAAAUUGAUAUUCAUGCAUGUUGGGAAGUCACAGUUUAAAUAAUUUUCAUUCUUUUCAUUAGUUCAGUGAUGAGAGAGUUAUAAAAAAUAUAAUUUGCAUGUAUAAAUUUUAGUUGUAAACAACAGAUGUUAAUUUUUGUAGCAGUUGUUCAGAAACUGUUGAUGCCAUUAGACAAAA
Molecule: messenger RNA, 1783 nt
Organism: Mytilus trossulus (common blue mussel)
Lineage: Eukaryota; Metazoa; Mollusca; Bivalvia; Mytilida; Mytilidae
Exons: 5
Coding region: 247-828 (193 amino acids)
Biological process (GO): protein phosphorylation
Molecular function (GO): ATP binding; protein kinase activity
Source: RefSeq, a predicted model, not a curated record